GGCUGGGACUUGAUUUUGGUGGAGGCAUUUGUCCAUCCUAACAAUCUGCUGAUGAGUUGUUUUUCUUUUUUUUGCAAAAGGAAGGGAGUUUCCAGAGCUACACAAACCACAGAAGUUGAUGAUGGCCUAUUUCUAUGACCAAAAAGUUUCUGAUGUGAAAUAGCAGUCGUCACAUAAGCUGCGCACAGCACGAUUCUCUGACUUGCUUUUCCUUCUUGUUUUUUUCCCUCUCCUUUUCUUCUUCGGCAAAAUGGGCACUUUCUCAAUCACACACAAAGCUCAGUGCUCAUAUUAAUUUUUUUUAUCCUAUGUACUAUGAAAAAACUUAUGAUGGAUUUAUAUGGUACAGAGGUUUCAUGGGCACAGAACACUUGCUCUUACACUUACAGGGAAUUGCGAAUGGCCACUGACAAUUUUAAUCCAGCCAAUAAAGUUGGAGAGGGAGGUUUUGGCUCUGUUUACAAGGGAAUGCUCAAAGAUGGCACCAUGGCUGCCGUAAAGGUACUGUCAGCUGAAUCAAGGCAAGGUUUAAAGGAGUUCUUGACAGAAAUAAAAGUGAUUGCAGAUAUAAAGCACAACAACCUGGUUAAAUUGUAUGGUUAUUGUGCAGAGGGAAACCAUAGGAUUUUGGUCUAUGGCUAUCUUAAGAAUAACAGCCUUGCACAAACACUUCUUGGUGGAGGCCAUAGCAAUAUCCAAUUCAAUUGGCCUACAAGGCGCAAAAUAUGCAUUGGAGUUGCACGAGGGCUUGCAUUCCUUCACGAGGAAGUCCAGCCACAUAUUGUUCAUAGGGAUAUUAAAGCAAGUAAUGUUCUCCUUGAUGAUGAACUCGAACCCAAGAUUUCAGACUUUGGUCUUGCAAAACUUUUCCCAGCCAACCUGACUCAUAUUAGCACAAACGUUGCUGGAACUGCAGGAUAUCUGGCGCCAGAAUAUGCAAUUCGAGGUCAGUUGACAAGGAAAGCUGAUAUUUACAGUUUUGGUGUUCUAUUGUUGGAAAUCGUUUGUGGGAGGUCCAACACAAAUAGGCGAUUUCCUCUAGAAGAGCAAUAUCUGGUUGAAAGGGUAUGGGAUUUUUAUCAGAAUCUGGAGCUGGUUAAUUUGGUGGACACAUCGUUGGCUGGGGAUUAUGAUGUCGAAGAGGCUUGCAAUUACCUGAAGAUAGGUCUUCUUUGCAUCCAAGACGUGCCAAAGCAGCGUCCAUCCAUGUCUACUGUUGUCAUGAUGUUAAUGGGUGAGAUAGAAGUGAAUGACAAGAUAUCAAGGCCUGGCUUGCUGUCUGAAUUCACGAGUUUUAAAGGUGACAAAAUGCCGAAACACGAAGGUGGAAAAGACCAGAAUAACAAGUGGGAAAUGAAGAAUUCAUCCUCGACUUCAGUCAAGGUCGAAAAUUCAUCUUCAUCAUCAGGAGUGGACACUUCACACGCUACCAUGACCUUCAGUUCUAUAUAUGACCGGGGAAAUUAACAGCAUUCUCCAAGUCUUAUUGUUGGGAGCAAAUAUGAGAGCCAGGUUUGCUUUCAAAAGAGAUUUUUUGGUAGUGUUAACUUUUCUGGGAGUGAGAAUCUCCGCGUAAAUUCUUUUGUAAAAAAAGAUGAUUUUCUUUCCUCCCUUUUUUUUCUUAAUAAAGAAGAGAAAUAUGAAGUGAUCUGAAAAGAUUUACUAACA
This is a messenger RNA of Populus trichocarpa (black cottonwood), 1668 nucleotides long. RefSeq names its product cold-responsive protein kinase 1. Gene Ontology annotation, molecular function: ATP binding; protein kinase activity. Gene Ontology annotation, biological process: protein phosphorylation. The transcript is spliced from 6 exons. Lineage: Eukaryota; Viridiplantae; Streptophyta; Magnoliopsida; Malpighiales; Salicaceae. The coding region runs from base 316 to 1467 and encodes 383 amino acids. The record is from RefSeq and is a predicted model, not a curated record.